Messenger RNA from Penicillium longicatenatum, 690 nucleotides. RefSeq names its product p24 family protein. The transcript is spliced from 3 exons. Gene Ontology annotation, cellular component: endoplasmic reticulum; Golgi apparatus; endoplasmic reticulum-Golgi intermediate compartment. Gene Ontology annotation, biological process: Golgi organization; intracellular protein transport; endoplasmic reticulum to Golgi vesicle-mediated transport. Bases 1 to 690 code for a protein of 229 amino acids. Lineage: Eukaryota; Fungi; Ascomycota; Eurotiomycetes; Eurotiales; Aspergillaceae. The record is from RefSeq and is a predicted model, not a curated record.
AUGGCUUUCACAACUCCUUCGUCAUGGUUUGCCGCCACUCUGGCGCUCUUCUCUUUCCUCUCCCUUCUCCUCCCCGCGAAUGCCUUGUACUUCUACGUUGAUGGCCGCCAAACAAAGUGCUUCUACGAGGACCUGCCCAAGGACACCCUGGUAGCAGGCAACUUCGCUACCUAUGUCGUCAACCCGCAAACCGGCGUGUACGCCAUCGACCACAACCUCCGCGUCAUGAUUACUGUCGACGAGACCUUUGACAACGACCACCGUGUCGUCUCCAAGCGCGAGCACCACUCUGGCCGCUUCACUUUCACCGCCGCCGACGCUGGCCAGCACAAGAUCUGCUUCACUGCUGACACCGAUGCCCAGACUAGCGGCUGGCUGUCCAGUGCUCAGGGCGCAGUCAAGGUGUCCCUUGACAUGGCCAUUGGCGAGACCAGCAAGAUCGAGACCGAGGACAAGGACAAGAUGAAGGAUAUUGUGCAGCGCGUGAAGGACCUGAACUCCCGUUUGCAUGACAUUCGGAGGGAGCAGGUGUACCAGCGGGAACGUGAGGCCGAGUUCCGUGACCAGUCCGAGACUACCAACUCUCGUGUUGUCCGCUGGACUCUGAUCCAGUUGGGUGUUCUGUCCGUUGCGUGCGCUUGGCAACUCUCACACCUGCGGUCGUUCUUCAUUAAGCAGAAGUUGACUUAG